AUGGCCAGUGCCAAUGAGACUGAAGAGGCCCACGGCUCGGUGCCCCACGCAGCCUCCACCUACGCCAAGCUGCUCCUCCUGGGCCUCAUCAUCUGCGUGAGCCUGGCGGGGAACCUCUCCCUCUCGCUGCUGGUCUUGAAGGAACGGGGCCUCCACAAGGCCCCCUACUACUUCCUCCUGGACCUGUGCCUGGCCGACGUGAUCCGCUCGGCCGUCUGCUUCCCCUUCGUCCUCGUCUCCAUCCGCCACGGCUCGGCCUGGACCUACAGCGUGCUGAGCUGCAAGAUUGUGGCCUUCAUGGCGGUCCUCUUCUGCUUCCACGCGGCCUUCCUCCUCUUCUGCAUCAGCGUCACCCGCUACAUGGCCGUGGCCCACCACCGCUUCUACGCCAAACGCAUGACCUUCUGGACGUGCGUCGCCGUCAUCUGCAUGGUGUGGACUCUGUCGGUGGCCAUGGCCUUCCCGCCGGUCUUCGACGUCGGGACCUACAAGUUCAUCCGGGAGGAGGACCAGUGCAUCUUCGAGCACCGCUACUUCAAGGCCAACGACACCCUGGGCUUCAUGCUCAUGCUGGCGGUGCUGAUCUUCGCCACCCACGUGGUCUACAUCAAACUGCUCCUCUUCGAGUACCGCCACCGCAAGAUGAAGCCCAUCCAGAUGGUUCCGGCCAUCAGCCAAAACUGGACGUUCCAUGGGCCCGGCGCCACGGGGCAAGCCGCGGCCAACUGGAUUGCGGGCUUCGGCCGUGGCCCCAUGCCUCCCACCUUGCUGGGCAUCCGGCAGAACGCCCACGCGGCCAAUCGGCGCCUGCUGGGCAUGGAAGAGUUCAAGGCGGAGAAGCGGCUGGGCAGGAUGUUCUAUGUCAUCACGUUGCUCUUCUUGGUCCUGUGGUCACCGUACAUCGUGGCCUGCUACUGGAGGGUGUUCGUCAAAGCCUGCAGCAUCCCCCACCGCUACCUCUCCACAGCCGUUUGGAUGAGCUUCGCCCAAGCCGCUGUCAACCCCAUAGUUUGCUUUCUACUCAAUAAGGACCUCAAGAAGAGCUUGGUGGCCCACAUCCCUUGCUGGAGGACAGAGCCGGAACUGCCCAGGGAGCCUUACUGCGUCAUGUGAGGAGUGCGGUGGGUCGGCUGGGAGGUGCCCCCCCUCCACCCCGUGCCAAACUGAGUUCGGGUUCUGUUUUGAAUCUUGCUUUCUUUGUUUGUUCUUUUUUUAUACAUCACACGAGAUGCCAAUCGAUGGGUCGUUUCUGCUCCCCUACCCCUAA
Gekko japonicus is the source of this 1267-nucleotide messenger RNA. It is a transcript of the gene GPR173, whose product is annotated as G protein-coupled receptor 173. The transcript has a single exon. Lineage: Eukaryota; Metazoa; Chordata; Lepidosauria; Squamata; Gekkonidae. Bases 1 to 1113 code for a protein of 370 amino acids. Gene Ontology annotation, cellular component: plasma membrane. Gene Ontology annotation, biological process: G protein-coupled receptor signaling pathway. The record is from RefSeq and is a predicted model, not a curated record. Gene Ontology annotation, molecular function: G protein-coupled receptor activity.